AUGAACGCUUCGUGCUGCCUGCUGCCUGCUCAGCCAACACUGCCGAACAGCUCAGAGCACCUCGCAGCCCCCUCCUUCAGCAACCAGAGCAGCAGCGGCUUCUGCGAGCAGGUCUUCAUCAAGCCCGAAGUCUUCCUGGCGCUGGGCAUCGUCAGCCUGCUGGAAAACAUCCUGGUCAUCCUGGCCGUGGUCAGGAACGGCAACCUGCACUCCCCCAUGUACUUCUUCCUCUGCAGCCUGGCCGUGGCCGACAUGCUCGUGAGCGUGUCCAACGCCCUGGAGACCAUCAUGAUCGCCAUCAUCAACAGCAACUACCUGACCUUCGAGGACCAGUUCAUCCAGCACAUGGACAACGUCUUCGACUCCAUGAUCUGCAUCUCCCUGGUGGCCUCCAUCUGCAACCUCCUGGCCAUCGCCGUGGACAGGUACGUCACCAUCUUCUAUGCGCUCCGCUACCACAGCAUCAUGAGCGUGCGGAAGGCCCUCGCCUGGAUCGUGGCCAUCUGGGUGUGCUGCGGCGUGUGCGGCGUGGUGUUCAUCGUCUACUCCGAGAGCAAGAUGGUCAUCGUGUGCCUCAUCACCAUGUUCUUCGCCAUGCUGCUGCUCAUGGGCACCCUCUACGUGCACAUGUUCCUCUUCGCCCGGCUGCACGUCCAGCGCAUCGCGGCGCUGCCACCGGCCGACGGGGUGGCCCCGCCGCAGCACUCGUGCAUGAAGGGGGCCGUCACCAUCACCAUCCUGCUGGGGGUAUUCAUCUUCUGCUGGGCCCCCUUCUUCCUCCACCUCAUCCUCAUCAUAACCUGCCCCACCAACCCCUACUGCGUCUGUUACACCGCCCACUUCAACACCUACCUGGUCCUUAUCAUGUGCAACUCCGUCAUCGACCCGCUCAUCUACGCCUUCCGGAGCCUGGAGCUACGCAACACGUUCAAGGAGAUCCUCUGCAGCUGCGACGGCAUGAACCUGGGGUAGGGCGCCAGGGCCGUGGAAGUGGGCAGCGGCUCCAUCGCUGGGAGCCCCCA
Molecule: messenger RNA, 1022 nt
Organism: Ailuropoda melanoleuca (giant panda)
Lineage: Eukaryota; Metazoa; Chordata; Mammalia; Carnivora; Ursidae
Gene: MC3R
Product: melanocortin 3 receptor
Exons: 1
Coding region: 1-972 (323 amino acids)
Biological process (GO): G protein-coupled receptor signaling pathway
Cellular component (GO): membrane
Molecular function (GO): melanocortin receptor activity
Source: RefSeq, a predicted model, not a curated record